GCAGAAAGCUUUGCGUGUCCCUAUAGCUAUUUGUAUUAGCAUCCAUUUGCCAUGGCGGUUAAGUCACUUUGGCUUGACUUAUUAAUCAAUUUGUGUGGCAGUCAAUCACGGAAGGUAGUGUCUUCAAGAGAUUUUAAGGAAGCUGCCUUGGUCUGGUUUUUAGCGCAGUUCAGCUUUGGACAGUAGAGGAACUCUGCCCGAAUCGACUUGCUGGCUAUUUCAGGCCGCAAUGGCGUUGUCGUUGAUAGCGUUGACUAUGGUGGUAACGCUGGUGGUAGUGGAAAUAGCGAGAAUAACCGCGGCCUUCGACAGGGUUGCAAGCCAGUGCCCAUAGAGUUCGUGAUGAGACAACGUUGCGUCUCCAACGAGGUCAGCCUAUUGCUAGCGACCAUUCCAACUUGGGCCGAUCGCGCUUGCUGUCGUGGCCAUAGGAUUUGUUUGUCCGAGCUCGUUAAAGUUUUCCGUCAAGAUACACCUUUACAUUACGAUAAUGGCGUGCAAGCGCUCUGUCCUGUUGGAAAUAUUCUUCAUUCUCACCAAAGUGCUGCUCGGAUCCCGAAGGAUAUGAGACCCAAAGGAUUGUGUUUGUUCUCUAUGAAGAAAUCAUCUAUUUAAAUGUGUCCGGCAACUCAUUCAUUCAGACAAACCACAUAUACCAGCCUCAGAUAAAAGAACAAACUCCUACCAUUGACCAAACUACUGUUUCGCUUAUUUCUACUGAUUCCGCCUUGUACCCGUAUUAUAUCGAAUCGCUGCAAAGAAACGCAAAAACCGAUAGCCAUUCUAAAUGAAUGCAGUUAGCCCAGAAUGGUUACAGAGGAUUCGUCGUUCGACAUCGCCACUGUCUUUACGCAAAUUUCGAAUAAAUUACCCGCUUAAAAGUGC
This is a messenger RNA of Varroa destructor (honeybee mite), 885 nucleotides long. RefSeq lists its product as uncharacterized. NCBI's taxonomy places the organism in Eukaryota, Metazoa, Arthropoda, Arachnida, Mesostigmata, Varroidae. The record is from RefSeq and is a predicted model, not a curated record.